Messenger RNA from Paramecium primaurelia, 1901 nucleotides. Lineage: Eukaryota; Ciliophora; Oligohymenophorea; Peniculida; Parameciidae. The record is from the annotation of a GenBank genome assembly.
AUGUUCACAGUAGGAUAUGGAGAUAUAACUCCAUAAAGUAGUUUGGAAACAGUAUUAUGCAUUAUGUUUAUGAUGAUUUGCAGUAUUUAAUUGUCCUAUAGUGUAAGUACUGUAGGAGCUAUCAUUGACAAAAUUUCAUUUUAUACAAAGGAGAAGAGAAAGAAGGUUUAAACAAUAAAUACCUAUAUGUAAAAUAAAAAGAUUAGUUAUGAAUUAUAAUUUAAGAUAAGAGAAUAUUUGAACUAUUAUUGGUCUUGUAACUAACAAGAAGAAACUUAGGAAGAAAAAUAAAUAAUUAAUUAAUUAUCAGAAAAUCUUCGAGAAAACUUAUAAUUUGAAGCAAAUUCUAUGAUUUUGAAUAAUUGUCCUUUAUUUAAAAAUUAUUUUAGUGAAUAAUUAAAAAAAAAAUUAGUGAAAAAGAUUAAAUCAAUUGUUGUAUAACCUGAAAACAUAAUUGAUUUUAAUCAUUUUUUUCCAGAAUAGAAGCUGAACUAAUUUAUAUGUUUUGUUGAGGAAGGAGAAAUUCAAAUUUUUAUUGAGAAUGAAAUGUUGUAAAACCAUGUUUCAUACAAUUCUAUAUCAAUUGUAAAUACAGUUUCAAAAGGUAGCAGCCUUGGAUUAAUGUCUUUCAUAACAGGAGUGAAAGCAAGAGAAAGAUUCAAGAGCUUAGGAUUUUCAAAACUAUUAUUGUUAUCAAGGGAUGACUUUUUGAAAAUCAUUCCAGAAUUUCCUGAAGAUUAUGAGAUAUUUAGAGAAAUGCAUGAUGAUUUAACUUUGAAUGAAGACUCAUAAUUUCUUAAACUAACUUGUUUUUCCUGUAAUAGCAUCUCUCAUAAAGUAAUUGAUUGUCCUUUAGUUCAUUUUAUUCCUGACAAAGAGUUCAUAAUAAAAAAACAUUAAUUUUCUAGAUUUUAAAAAAGGAAUGAAUCAAUGAAAUUAAAAUAUAAAAGAAAUCAAAAAAGAUAGCAUGGAUAUUUUUCGGUACAUCAUGAUUUAGAUUUGAUUUAAGAAACAGCAAAAUUGUUUUAAGCUGAUAAUUAUAAAUAAUGUUUAUUUUAUGAAGAAAUUGAUGAUGAUUCUGAUAAAGAUAAACAAAAGUUGCAUUCUCCUCAAUUUAUAAGAUCUAUUAAUUAUACAUUGUCAGAUUCAAUAAAAGAAGAAUUUCAAUCUGAGUCUUCUCCUAAAUAAUAAACUUUAUAAUAAAGAAGAAGUGUUAUGUCAAAUAUGAUAACAAAAAAAUCAUUAUCUCUACUGGUAGAUGAUUUCACUUUAUAACCUUUUAAAGGGAUUAAAAAAUUCAAAAGAGUAGUUGAGGUUGUCAAAAGUCUAAACAAAAUUGCAAAUAAGAAGCUUAAACAAAAAAUAUUUUAGCCUCUUUAGGUAGUGAGAAUUAUAGAGAUUUAGAAUAAAGAUCUUUAUUGAAUGGUAUUAUUAGAAGAUUAAGGUAUAUUCAAAAUCAUAAUAUUGAAUGUAUAGACAAAGAUUAUUAAGAGAUGGAUUUUUUAAGGAUGAAAUUGUAAGUAUUGUUAUCACUUCAUUAAAAUAUAGAAGAAACAUAAGAGAAAUUUGAAACAGUAAGACAAUUUAAAUUUUAUUGUGUUCAUAAUAAUGUAGAUUAAAUUUUAACAAUUUAUAAUGAAUUUUAUAAAGUGAAAUUAUAAGAAUUAUUAGAUAUACCAAAAAUAUUCAAGUCUUUUGUGAGAUAUUUGAUGUAUCCUUAUUCCUUUAUUCAUAAAUAUAAAUUGAAAGCUGAUAGUUUUGAUUUAAAAGAGAUAAAAAAAGAAGUUAUAACAAUAAAAGAUUAAAAUGCAAAAUUUUCUAAGCUUUUAACUUUACAUAAAUAAAGUAAAAAUUUGAGAAAAAAAUUACAUGUGAAAAAAGCAUAAAUAAAGCCACUUUGA